Messenger RNA from Dipodomys spectabilis (banner-tailed kangaroo rat), 2863 nucleotides. RefSeq names its product TGF-beta activated kinase 1 (MAP3K7) binding protein 1 (gene Tab1). The record is from RefSeq and is a predicted model, not a curated record. The coding region runs from base 48 to 1562 and encodes 504 amino acids. Lineage: Eukaryota; Metazoa; Chordata; Mammalia; Rodentia; Heteromyidae. Gene Ontology annotation, molecular function: protein serine/threonine phosphatase activity. The transcript has 11 exons. Gene Ontology annotation, biological process: protein dephosphorylation. Gene Ontology annotation, cellular component: cytosol.
CUCGUUGCUCCGCUGUGGGGGCGGGAGCGCCGCGGGGGUCCUCCAAGAUGGCGGCGCAGAGGAGGAGCCUGCUGCAGAGUGAGCAGCAGGCAAGCUGGACAGAUGACCUGCCGCCUUGCCACCUCUCUGGCGUUGGCUCAGCUUCCAACCGUAGCUACUCCUCCGAUGGCAAGGGCAUCGAAAGUCACCCUCUGGAGGACAACUGGCUCAAGUUCAGGAGUGAGAACAAUUGCUUCCUGUAUGGCGUCUUCAACGGCUACGAUGGCAACCGGGUGACCAACUUUGUGGCCCAGCGGCUAUCGGCAGAGCUCCUGCUGGGCCAGCUCAAUGCUGAGCAUACCGAGGCCGACGUGCGGCGGGUGCUGCUGCAGGCCUUCGAUGUGGUGGAGAGGAGCUUCCUGGAGUCCAUCGAUGAUGCGCUGGCUGAGAAGGCGAGCCUCCAAUCCCAGCUACCAGAGGGUGUGCCCCAGCACCAGCUGCCUCCUCAAUAUCAGAAGAUACUGGAGAGACUCAAGGUGCUGGAGAGGGAGAUCUCAGGAGGCGCCAUGGCCGUCGUGGCAGUUCUUCUCAACAACAGGCUCUACGUGGCCAACGUUGGCACGAACCGGGCACUCCUGUGCAAGUCCACAGCGGAUGGGUUGCAGGUGACCCAGCUGAACAUGGACCAUACCACAGAGAACGAGGAUGAGCUCUUCCGCCUUUCCCAGCUGGGUUUGGACGCAGGAAAGAUCAAGCAGGUGGGGGUCAUCUGUGGGCAGGAGAGCACCAGGCGCAUCGGGGAUUACAAGGUCAAAUAUGGCUACACUGACAUAGACCUGCUCAGUGCUGCCAAGUCCAAACCUAUCAUCGCUGAGCCAGAGAUCCACGGUGCACAGCCACUGGACGGGGUGACCGGCUUCCUGGUGCUGAUGUCCGAAGGACUCUACAAGGCCCUGGAGGCAGCCCAUGGGCCUGGCCAGGCCAACCAGGAGAUCGCCGCAAUGAUUGACACUGAGUUUGCCAAGCAGACCUCUCUGGAUGCAGUGGCCCAGGCCGUGGUGGACCGGGUGAAGCGUAUCCAUGGUGACACCUUUGCCAGUGGGGGGGAGCGUGCCAAGUUCUGCCCACGGCACGAAGACAUGACCUUGUUGGUGAGGAACUUCGGCUACCCACUGGGAGAGAUGAGCCAGCCCACACCCACCCCAGCCCCAGCUGCAGGGGGCCGUGUGUACCCCGUGUCCGUGCCCUACUCCAGUGCCCAGAGCACCAGCAAGACCAGUGUCACCCUGUCCCUCGUCAUGCCGUCCCAAGGCCAAAUGGUCAACGGGGCCCACAGCGCUUCCACCCUGGAUGAAGCCACUCCCACCCUCACCAACCAGAGCCCGACCCUGACCCUGCAGUCCACCAAUACACACACGCAGAGCAGCAGCUCCAGCUCCGACGGGGGCCUCUUCCGCUCCCGGCCCGCCCACUCGCUCCCACCAGGCGAGGAUGGCCGAGUGGAGCCCUACGUGGACUUUGCUGAGUUUUACCGCCUCUGGAGUGUGGACCAUGGUGAGCAGAGCGUGACGACAGCGCCAUAGGCCUGGGCAAGGAGCGCAGCCUCGCCGGUCCACGCGUGGGGUGCGUGGGGACGGCCUUGUGCUGGGGGCCAGUGGACACCUCCACGUCGUGCACCAGGCUCUGGCCCACGGCACUGCAGGCUGUGGAGCUCACGGGUACAAACUUUGUGGCGGGUGUGCACCUGGCCACCACAUAGGCUGGUGGCUGGGUUCGCUGGGCAGCCCCAGCCAGGACCAUAGCUGUCCCUCAGAGCAGGGUCCAAGCAUAGGCGCUGUGGCGACACAGUGGGACGGGGUCUUGCGGACCCACGGUGCCUCCGGCCAGAUGGAAUGCUUGCUCGAGGCCACCCCCAGAAUAGCCCCUGGACACCACUAGUACCCUUCGUCUCUGACCGUGUCCCCCGCCUCUCGGCUUGCGGUCCCCGUGUCCCUGGGAUGGCCACAGGAGCAGCUUAGGUGUGGCUGAAGAAGCACGAGGCUGGAGCCGCCAGAACAGAGCGCCGGUGGCUGGGCGUCCCCAGGGGCGCAGGAGGUGAGCUGCCUCCCCAGCCGCUCUUCUGCCGGCCCCGCGCUGCAUCCUCCGUGCUGCUGCUGGGGAGCCCCAGUAUCGAGCGGCUGAGGGUGAGGUUGGACUGCUUCUGGAUGGCAGCCAGAGGUGACAGUCUGGGCUGGGGGCCUGGCUGAGAGAAAAGACUGGGCAGUGGCUGUGAGGGAAGAGGAUCCUUGGAGUCCUGGCCAGAGCAAAGCCCAGGAAGACAAGGCUUUAGGGGUGUGCAUGAUAUUUCCAAAUAGGGAGGGAGGGACGGGCCAGCCAGGCCCUGAGCUAGAUCACUGGCAGGCUCCGCCUUGGUGGGGUCCACAGAGGAGGCAGCGGCCGCUGCCUGCCCUUGUCCAGAGCUCUAGCCUGUGGCCUUGGUGUGGCGUGUGGUUCACAGGUGCUGCCCUCCCUUCCCCCCAGCCCCCAGCCCCACAGUGAGGGCACAGCCGCAGGCAGUCAGGCCACAGUGUUGUCCUUGCUGUCUGUAAAGCCAAAGGCCAGUUCCAGAGCCCCCUGCCCGCUCUGGCCAGGAGUCUGAGUCCCUGCAGCAGAGCCUGCCCCACACAGUACUGGGGACACUGCCACCGAAGAAGCAGAGAGAAAACGGGGAUGACAGCCACCCGCCCUGGCUGCCCUCCCCUGGGAAGCCAUCUCUGCUGGCCCGCAGAUUUUGGGAACAUGGGACUGUCUCAGGAAUGUCUGGGGAAUGCCUGGUGCUCUUACUCUAGAAAUGGAAUCAUGUUUGUUGUUAAUGCAAUAAGGAAGCACGUGGUGUUCUCCGCCA